AUGCUCAGUCCCAAACAGACUCUACACAUUCUGGUUUCACAGUCGCACCUGUACAACACACACGGACACAACCGUGUCGUGGCAGACACAGAAGAAGAAGUGAUCGGAGCUCGGUCUGGCUCCAGCGUCUCUCUUCUCUCCGGGGUGUGUCUGGGGCAACAGCGGCAGCUUCUGUGGACGUUCAUAAACUCUCACUCUCGCGUGAUGAUCGCCAAAGUUAUCCCUCCCAUCAUUGUGGAGCUGAACCCGAGCCUAGAGAGCCGGCUCCGUGUGAACGCAGAGACCGGAGACCUGCAUCUGUCCAACCUGACCCUCAACGACACGGGACUGUACCAACAGCUGUGCAUCGAACAAAGCAUCUCGUUCAAGUCCUACCAACUCAUCAUCUACCCUCGGCUCUCGUCGCCCUCAGUCUCGGUGAAGUCUCCUGGAGGAGGCUGCUGUCCGCUCCUGGUCGACUGCUCCACAGAGAACAGCAGAAACCUGAGUCUGUCCUGGUUCAAAGGGGAAGUCCUGCUCCAGACUACAUCCAGUCCAGAGUCCCCCACACUCUCUCUGACCCUGAAGCUGCAGCUCGGUGAAACCAGCGCCUUCGUCUGUGAAGUGCAGAACCCUGUGGAGAAACGCAACGUCACGUUUCAGCCAGAGGAGGCGCUGAAGAGCCGAGGUCAGCAAACGCGCAUCACAGACACAGCACCAGUGCUCAAACUGCUUUACCGCUUACUGGUGGCUCUCUCUGUGCUUCUGCUGAAACAGGCCACAUAA
Molecule: messenger RNA, 765 nt
Organism: Knipowitschia caucasica
Lineage: Eukaryota; Metazoa; Chordata; Actinopteri; Gobiiformes; Gobiidae
Source: the annotation of a GenBank genome assembly